GUAUAUAGUGUGGUUUAAUGAUAGUUAGACCGGGUUAAUAAGGAGGACCGCACCGGUUUGCACAUGCGCAGAUCAUAUUCCUACCUCGUGUAUUCUACCGUGUCUUCAGGCUCGAACUGCUGUCGAUAUCAUAGUAGCUAUGACUGACGAAACUCCCCAACCACCAGUAGUGAUCGACAAAGAAGUCGUCAAGACAGCGCUGAGGGAACUGCUGCACGACAUCCCCGCCUUUAGAGCGUUUUCUGAAAAAGCAGGGGAAUCCUCAAGGACAAGCAGAGUCCAAGACCCUCCGGGAACGGAAGACGUGAGCGACUUGAACCUGCCCCUUAUAGGAGGCGGUGGAGAUGGAGAGCAUGGAGAGCGUGGAGACGGAGAACGACGAGUAGUCAACCCCCCAACAGAGCUCGGGACGUCCAAACCCCAGGAACCAUCCCCAUUCGUCCUCGGGGAAGCGUUGCCUGUGGUCCCGGUCAGGCUGGUAAAACGAAUAAUCAAGGGCGAGUUCGUGGAUAUGAGCGAGCUCCUUAAGGACAAUAUGGAGGUCCUCCGGAGGAGGAAGCAAGAGAGCGACGGGAUCCCCGCACCGUACGAGCAGAGAGCGAGCAGGAGGGAGGUCCCGGACAUACUUAGUUGGGUGCAGGCAUUUAGCCUUUAUGCGGCGGUGGUGGCAAGUCAGCACCCGAACAAAGCCAAGGAGUUGUGGGCCUAUCUGGCUAUCCUGGUGGGAGAGGCUCAGCGGUGUGGGGGACGUGGGUUCGUAGCAUACGACUCACUGUUCCGCCAGCAGAUGACGUCGUUUGAGGCAGUCGACUUCUCUAAGAUCAACCAGUCACUGUAUUGGACAACCUUUCUAGCACAAAGAGGAAGGGGAAAAUCUUGCUCAAUCUGCACGGCGUCGGAUCACGGCUUAGAAGAAUGCGCCCUGCAACCAAGCAGAGCGAUAAGAGUGAGCAACCCGGCCCCUUCGAGAGAGGAAUACCGUCCCCAGGGGUUUGAACUGCCUCGUAAGAAGCGAAGGAGGGGAGCCUGUUUUGCGUGGAAUGACGGCCGAUGCGAGGCGGAGAACUGCUCCUUCGAGCAUGUAUGCUCACGGUGUGCGGGACCUCACAAGAGAUGGUCUUGCCGCUCUCAAGGGAGUGAUGAGAGGAAAAGAGAGGAUCCUGGAAAACCUCUGGCCAUCCGCUAGCUGGUGCGCGGACGAGUCGUCCGAUUGUUGUUUUGAGUAUAUAACCAGACUGCUGACACUUAAGCCGUGAAUUCACAACCAGACUUAUUAGUGUUACUACGGUGUAUGAAUAUUAUUCCCUUGUUGUAUGGUCAAAUGAGGACCCAUACGUUGCAUAUGUGAUGAUUUUGUUACUUAA
This is a messenger RNA of Halichondria panicea, 1364 nucleotides long. RefSeq lists its product as uncharacterized. The coding region runs from base 140 to 1186 and encodes 348 amino acids. Lineage: Eukaryota; Metazoa; Porifera; Demospongiae; Suberitida; Halichondriidae. The record is from RefSeq and is a predicted model, not a curated record. The transcript has 2 exons.